Messenger RNA from Adineta steineri, 225 nucleotides. The record is from the annotation of a GenBank genome assembly. Lineage: Eukaryota; Metazoa; Rotifera; Eurotatoria; Adinetida; Adinetidae.
AUGUCUAAUAAUAAUAGAUUCAUUACAGAUUCUAAUAUUCUUCUUAUAGCAUCUCAUCAUGCUGCAACAGAUCAAUCCGCUUAUCAAAUAUUUCUAAAUGAUCUUUAUUUUGCUUAUAAUAAAAAUGUCAAAUGGACAGGUGAUGAAGACAUAUUACAAUAUAUUGAUUAUGCUGUUCAUGAACGUUUAAUUGAUAUGACACCAUCACGUGAAUUUUGGCUUUGA